Molecule: messenger RNA, 1848 nt
Organism: Aspergillus calidoustus
Lineage: Eukaryota; Fungi; Ascomycota; Eurotiomycetes; Eurotiales; Aspergillaceae
Source: the annotation of a GenBank genome assembly
AUGUCAAACCCCGCGCAAGCCUUUGACCCUCGACGGGCGACUAUUUAUGGCCGACAACCAGAAGAGCUACAUAUUCCGGCCGGAAAUUCGGCGCCAGGCGCCCUUCCGCGACAUUCGAUGUCCCACGAUUACCCUACGAGCCCUGACACCCAUCUCCCUUCGAUCAAUAUCCAGCCUUCGGGCUCUCAGCCCAGCCAGUAUAGCAGCGGAAACGGUGGUAUAAGUGGAGCAACUUUGCCCGGUGCUCUCCAGCCAGGUAAUGCUGCCAAUCGCCCACCAGCAGUCUCGGUGAAUACUGCUCCGUCUAUUCUUCCCACCCUGCCUCAACUGACCACACAAUUGCAACACCAACCCCAGCCCCAGCCUCAGCCUCCAUCAACGACACCGCGGUCCGGCAUGAACUCCCAUGGUCACUCCAGAUCCAGCCCGGCAGGAUUCGAGCAGCAGAAGUACCGGCCUCCUGGGUCAUCGCCAGGUGUUGGAUAUCAGCCUCCCACCCCCCAAGGCGCAAAGUAUUCGCCCCUAGGAUUGGCAGAUAUUCGUCCCCCGGGGGACCUUCUAAGCGAUCCUAUUGCAAGUACAGGCGCAUCUGCCUUCAGUAGCGCUGAAAAUCAAGUACCUACCAACAGCAACUACAUCACCCCUUGGCCUAUCUAUGCUGUCGAUUGGUGUAAAUGGCCAGUGACUGGAAAUGCAGGCUCCUUCGGCGGAAAAAUUGCUUUAGGAAGCUAUUUAGAAGACCACCAUAAUUAUAUACAAAUUCUCGAUACCCAACUUGCACAUCCCGACCCUGAUACAUCCGAUGCCACUGCCGGGGAGGUCAAGCUGGAAUAUGUUAAGACAGCUGAAGCUACCCAUUCAUAUCCAGUUACACGAAUCCUAUGGGAACCCCCGUCAUCCCAGAAGCAGUCCACAGACCUGUUAGCCACGUCCGGAGAUCAUCUCCGACUAUGGUCCUUACCAAACUCUCAAUCUCCGCAUGUUACCAAUUCUAUUACGCGACCGGCAAACCAAAGGGAUGCACCGCCUGUAAAGUUAUCACCUCUGGCCUUGCUUUCGAACUCCAAAUCACCCGAGCAUACCGCUCCUAUUACCUCACUAGACUGGAACACAAUCUCUCCAAGUCUGAUCAUCACCUCUAGUAUCGACACGACCUGCACGAUCUGGGACAUUCCCACCUUGACAGCCAAGACCCAGCUUAUUGCGCACGACAAGGAAGUAUACGAUGUGCGCUUUUGCGCGAACAGCGUCGAUGUGUUCGUCAGCUGUGGUGCUGACGGCAGUGUUCGCAUGUUCGAUCUGCGCAGCCUGGAACACAGCACCAUCAUAUAUGAGCCAACAGAAAAGAAUGAGAAAUUGAUGAGCCCAGGCAAUGGCAGUCCCUCCGCUCCAGCUUCCGCCUGGCCUCCGCCGCUACUGCGCAUCUCCGCCUCACCUCAUGAUGCUCACCUGCUUGCCACAUUUUCGCAAGACUCGAACAUAGUCCGUGUCUUGGAUGUUCGCCAGCCCGGCCAGGCACUUCUAGAACUCAAGGGCCACUCCGCCUCUCUCAAUUCCGUUGAAUGGUCUCCUAACCGACGCGGUGUCCUUGCCUCCGGUGCAGAUGACUGCCUCGUCCUGCUCUGGGACCUCAUCAACCAACACAACUCCACCCCUGUCAUACCAGCCGCGCACACACCCGGCACACCAUCUACAACCACCGAGCGCGGCCCCGCAGCCGCAUGGCAGUGCGAUUACGAAAUAUCAAACAUCAGCUGGUCACCACAAGGGGGCACCACAAGCGCCGGCCACCCUCGUGACUGGCUAGGCGUCUGUGGCGGACGAGGAGUAUGGGGCGUCGCCUUGUAA